AUGAGGAAGAAGAAUCAUUCACCUUCUUCUACUUAUCAUUCCCGUGUUGAUAAUGAGAAAACAAAUAGUUCAAGUAUGCUGCACAAAUGUAAUUCGUGUGACAAAAAGUUCAGCUCCGGAAAACCACUCGGUGGUCACAAAAGAUCGCACCGCUCUAAGCUCCUUCAACCUCCAAUCAAGAAACACGGUGGUGGUAACCAUUAUGACGAUGUGAAACACAAACAUAUAUGUCUUUUUUGUGAUAAGAUUUUUCCAUUAAACAAAGCUUUGUAUGGACACAUGAGAUUGCACUCUAAUAGGAAUGAUACUUAUGACGAUCAACAAAUACUAUCAGCUGUUCGCUUAUCCAAAUAUUUGCCACCAAGAUCCCGAGAAACGAAGAAACGAUGCGGUCAAAGUAUAAUUGAUUAUGAAGCUAUUAAUGCCGCUCAAAUACUAUGUGAAAUGUCUCGCGCUGAUCCUGAAAUGUUGAAUCUUUCAACCGAUAUCGAUAAUCAAAUUAACAAGAAACUAGUGACGACAAUGAAAGAUAAUAACAAGUCAUUAGUGAACACGAGGAAGAAGAAUCCUUCACCUUCUUCUACUUAUCAUUCCCGUGUUGAUAAUGAGAAAACAAAUAGGUCAAGUAUGCUGCAGAAAUGUAAUUUGUGUGACAAAAAGUUCAACUCCGGAAAAGCACUCGGUGGUCACAAAACAUUGCACCGCUCUAAGCUCCUUCAACCUCCAAUCAAGAAACACGGUGGUGGUAACAAUUAUGAUGAUGUGAAACACAAACAUAUAUGUCUUUUUUGUGAUAAGAUUUUUCCAUCAAACAAAGCUUUGUAUGGACACAUGAGAUUGCACUCUAAUAGGAAUGAUACUUAUGACGAUCAACAAAUACUAUCAGUUGUUCACUUAUCCAAAUAUUCGCCGCCAAGAUCCCGUGAAACAAAGAAACGAUGCGGUCAAAGUAUAAUUGAUUAUGAAGCUAUUAAUGCCGCUCAUAUACUACGUGAAAUGUCUCGCGCUGAUCCUGAAAUGUUAAAUCUUUCAACCGAUAUCGAUAAUCAAAUUAACAAGAAACUAGUGACGACAACGAAAGAUAAUAACAAGUCAUUAGUGGUCAGAUUCAAGUUUCCUAAAGACAAGAAGAUAUUUCAAACACAUCAUGAAGAUUGCAACUGA
Cicer arietinum (chickpea) is the source of this 1164-nucleotide messenger RNA. The record is from RefSeq and is a predicted model, not a curated record. NCBI's taxonomy places the organism in Eukaryota, Viridiplantae, Streptophyta, Magnoliopsida, Fabales, Fabaceae.